Molecule: messenger RNA, 1533 nt
Organism: Lasiodiplodia theobromae
Lineage: Eukaryota; Fungi; Ascomycota; Dothideomycetes; Botryosphaeriales; Botryosphaeriaceae
Product: Cytochrome P450
Exons: 7
Coding region: 1-1533 (510 amino acids)
Molecular function (GO): iron ion binding; monooxygenase activity; oxidoreductase activity, acting on paired donors, with incorporation or reduction of molecular oxygen
Source: RefSeq, a predicted model, not a curated record
AUGAAGCUACUUGCAGCUGCCGCAACCCUUGCGACACAGCACCCCGUACUCGCCGUGUCCAGCAUUUUUGUAUUGUAUGCUGCCAUUUUGGUCGUCUAUCGGCUCUUCUUCCAUCCUCUUGCCCGCUUUCCUGGCCCGAAGCUCGCCGCCGCAACGCUAUGGUACGAAUUCUUCUUUGAUGGCAUCCAAUGCGGGCAGUACACAUUUGAAAUUGGACGCAUGCACGAGAAAUAUGGCCCAAUCGUCCGCAUCAGCCCCAACGAGCUGCAUGUGAAUGACCCCAAGUUCAUCGACCAGCUCUACGUGGCAGGAGGCAAAAAAAGAGACAACAUUCCGCAGAGCGUCUUCAGCACCGUUUCACAUGACAUGCACCGGCUGCGUCGCGGUGCCAUGAACCGCUUCUUUUCCAAGGCGUCGGUGGUGAAGCUGGAGCCGCUGAUCAAGGACACGAUCAACAAGCUGUGCACCCAGCUUGAGACACACUAUGGGGGGACGGGGCAGCCGGCGACGCUCAACAUGGCCUACAGCUGCAUGACGACCGAUGUAGUCACAGAAUACGCUUUCGCGCGCAGCUACAACUUCCUCGACUCCCCGACUUUCGAGCCCAAUUUCCAUCGUGCCAUAGUUGCCGGCUCCAACAUGGGACCUUAUACCAAACGCUUCCCCUGGCUAUUGGCCGUUAUGCGCUGUCUCCCGUCAGCCCUGGUGUCACGACUGGAUCCCGAGAUGGGCGACGUGCGCAAGCAGAUUGCAGAGAUCCAGGCAACCCGAGUGGAAGAUCGCAAAUCCGGGCGCGCGGGCGCCACCAUCUUCCACGAGCUCAUCGACGGGGAUCUCCCGGACGAGGAGAAGCGACUGGAGCGGAUGUGGCAGGAAGGCCAGAUCAUCGUCGGGGCGGGCACGGAGACGACGGCCUGGUCGCUCUCGGCAACCCUCUUCUACAUCCUGUGGACACCGGGCGUGCGCGCGAAGCUGCAGGCGGAGCUGGACGCCGCGAUACCCGACGCGGGGCAGCUGCCGUCGCUGCAAGUGCUCCAGGCCCUGCCGUACCUGGGCGCCGUCAUCACCGAAGGGCUGCGGCUGUCGUACGGGGUGAGCACGCGGCUGCAGCGGCUGGCGCCGGAGCCGCUGUCAUUCACGUCAGGCAGCGGACCGACGGGCAACGGGCCCACGACGACGACGAACACGACGUACACGAUCCCAGCCAACACGCCGGUGGGCAUGAGCUGCCCGCUGGUGCACCUGAACCCGCAGCUGUUCCCGGAGCCGCACGCGUUCCGGCCCGAGCGCUGGCUCGGCGCGCCGCCCUCGCUCGCGGGCUGCAUCCUCAGCUUCUCCAAGGGCAGCCGCCAGUGCCUGGGCAUCAACCUUGCCUACGCCGAGCUCUACUACGGCAUCGCCGGUCUCAUGCGCCGUCUCGGCCCGCGCCUGCGCCUCUUCGAGACGGACCUGUCCGACGUCGAGCUGCUGUACGACCGCUUCGUGCCGACGCCGAAGCUUGACUCCAAGGGCAUCAGGGUGUUGGUGCAGUGA